Messenger RNA from Corylus avellana, 957 nucleotides. Its product is annotated as nicotinamidase 1. Gene Ontology annotation, molecular function: nicotinamidase activity. The record is from RefSeq and is a predicted model, not a curated record. Gene Ontology annotation, biological process: pyridine nucleotide salvage. Lineage: Eukaryota; Viridiplantae; Streptophyta; Magnoliopsida; Fagales; Betulaceae.
CAGCCAUUCACUUAGAUUUUUCGUUCGAGAGGCUAAGAAAGAAAGAGAUGGCUCCGUCGACAGUGGACUUGUUGAAGGACGAGCUCCCCGUGGUACAAGAAUCACUGGUUCUGUCUGGGGACGUCAAGACCGGUCUCGUCCUCGUCGACGUCGUUAAUGGCUUCUGCACCGUCGGCGCUGGCAAUCUGGCUCCAAGACAGCCCGACAAGCAAAUUUCUGGGAUGGUGGAUGAAUCGGUGAGACUUGCCAGAGAGUUCUGUGACAAGAAUUGGCCUGUUUUUGCUUUCCUUGACUCCCAUCACCCAGAUAUUCCUGAACCCCCAUAUCCUCCUCAUUGUAUAGCUGGAACAGAUGAGGCAAAACUGGUUCCUGCCCUGCAAUGGUUAGAGAAUGAAGCGUCUGCAACCCUUAGGUGCAAAGAUUGCAUUGACGGGUUUGUUGGCUCAAUUGAAAAAGAUGGGUCCAAUGUUUUUUUAGAUUGGGUGAAAAAUAAUCAGAUAAAAAAGAUUUUGGUGGUAGGGAUAUGCACAGAUAUAUGUGUGCUGGAUUUUGUGUGUUCAGCACUGUCUGCUAGAAAUCGUGGUUUCCUUGCACCUCUGGAGGAUGUGAUUGUCUAUUCCCAAGGAUGUGCUACCUUUGACCUGCCUAUUCAUAUUGCCAGAACUCUGAAAGAUGCUGUAGCUCAUCCACAGGAGGUGAUGCAUCACAUAGGCCUUUACAUUGCUAAGGGAAGGGGGGCCAAGGUAGUGUCAGAGGUAACAUUUGGUGCACUAAACGAGCCCUGAUCUUGGUGGUAUAAAAUUCAAGCUCUGUCAUAUAGUGAGGAAAGAAGUGUUAUGGAAAUGCAUUAUGUAUCUCUGUUAACUUGUAAUCAUGUGUUGGCAACCUGUGAUAUCAUCGCCGGAGAUGAACAAUUUACGUUUGUUAAAAUGUCAUUAUAGUGAUUAUUCUAGCUAA